CCCUUUGCAAAAGCCUGCAAGAGGACUUUGCAGCUGGGGGCGCAUAGAGGCGCCGCUGCUCUCUGGCGCGGGGCUCUCCUUCUGUUCCUUCCCUUGCGACUUUGGGGGGGGGCGGGGUUAAAGCCCCCCCCCCUGAAGGGAUCUCUCUCUGCAGAUCACUUCCUGCUCGCACCCCCUCCGCUCCCAGGCAUCGUUUGGGAAAGUGAGGAGGGUUUGCGCUCCUGGGUAGCAGCUCAAGCCUUUCACCUGUGAAGUAUUUCCCAGAGAAAGCUGUUUGGAACAGACCACCUUGUAAAGCCAGCCAGUAAGCCCCUGGCAUCCUCCUUGCCUCGGGAAGGAAAAGAACCUUUCGUGCAUGAAGGUAUUUGAGGGACCUUUCUGAGCACAGAGAGAAAAUGGAGGUGCCAGGAAUCUCCUCAGGCAACGAGGCGUCAGGGAAGGACCCUCGGGCCACCCAGGCUGGAAGCAGCAGGGCAUUGUGGGAGAAAACAGGGCAGAAGAACCUAGGUGGGAAAAAUGCCCACCUGGAUGGUCAACGCCUGCACUUCAAGGAGUUUUGCUACCAGGAAGCCGAGAGUCCCAGAGAGGUCUGCAGCCGCCUCCAUCACUUUUACCGUCUGUGGCUCAGGCCGGAAAGGCACACGAAGGCCCAGAUGCUGGACCUGGUGGUCCUGGAGCAGUUCCUAGCUGUCCUCCCCCCGGAGAUGGAGAACUGGGUCAGGGAGUGCAGAGCCGAGACCAGUUCACAGGCGGUGGCACUGGUGGAAGGUCUCAUCCUGAGCCAGGUGGAGGGGAAGAAGCAGGGAGAGGAGAAGCAGGUGGAAAGGACUUCAGCCAUAGCAGCCAUGGCAGAUUUCUCUGGGGUAGAAGAAACCCCAUCGGACACUGGACUGAGGUCAGUGUUAGGGGGGACCCAGCAGAAGGUUGAUGGAGGUAAGAAUCAAGGGGACAUAUUUCAAGUUGGCCAGAGGGUUGGGAUUGGGGAGGGAGUUACGUGAGGU
Messenger RNA from Podarcis raffonei (Aeolian wall lizard), 1001 nucleotides. RefSeq names its product zinc finger and SCAN domain-containing protein 31-like. Lineage: Eukaryota; Metazoa; Chordata; Lepidosauria; Squamata; Lacertidae. The transcript has 3 exons. Bases 396 to 998 code for a protein of 200 amino acids. The record is from RefSeq and is a predicted model, not a curated record.